Oncorhynchus gorbuscha (pink salmon) is the source of this 5522-nucleotide messenger RNA. RefSeq names its product membrane-associated guanylate kinase, WW and PDZ domain-containing protein 3-like. The record is from RefSeq and is a predicted model, not a curated record. Gene Ontology annotation, biological process: signal transduction. Lineage: Eukaryota; Metazoa; Chordata; Actinopteri; Salmoniformes; Salmonidae. Bases 280 to 4710 code for a protein of 1476 amino acids. Gene Ontology annotation, molecular function: protein binding. The transcript has 24 exons. Gene Ontology annotation, cellular component: cytoplasm.
UUGGCGCCUGGAUGGGCUUUCCUUCAAGAAAUCAACACGGUGAAAACAAGCAAAAAAGUUAUUCGUGAUUUCUUGUUUUAUGGUUAGUUCCAUAGACUCCUGCGCCUAAAUCUCCCCAGUUCUGUGAGCCACCGGGCUGAAUCUGACACGAGACCACAUGGGGCGUCAACUGACGAGACGGGGCUCUCUGAGCUGGGCUUACGAGGGUUGAAGAAUAGGGAGCAAGUUGCCAGCAGAGUAGGCUACACUACCCGAGUUCUGCGAAUACAUUCGCUGCUGAUGCCAGUCUGGGACUCUAAAGAUUUACAAGAGGGAUUAAACAUGUCCAAAACGCUUAAGAAGAAGAAGCACUGGUCCGGUAAAGUCCAGGAGUGCGCGCUAUCAUGGGGGAAUGCCGAGGAGUUCGGCUCGGUUGUGGACGUACAAGGGGGAGCAGAGCUGGGAGAAUUCCCAUACCUGGGACAUGUGAUUACGGAGGCAAUGGUCUGUCACGUCGGGAGGUUACCGAACAUCGGGGACGUGCUUCUGGAAGUGAACGGCACCCCUGUCAGCGGCCUGACCAACCGAGACACCCUCGCUGUCAUCCGCCACUUUCGGGAGCCCAUCCGUAUCAAGACCGUCAAACCAGGCAAGGUGCUGAAUACAGACCUGCGUCACUACCUCAGCCUGCAGUUCCAGAAAGGUUCGCUGGACCACAAGCUCCAGCAGGUGAUCAGGGACAACCUGUACCUGCGCACCAUUCCCUGUACCACACGACAGCCCAGAGAGGGGGAGGUUCCUGGGGUUGAUUAUAACUUCAUCAGUGUGGGGGAGUUCCGCGUGCUGGAGGAGAGUGGCCUGCUGCUUGAGAGUGGAACCUAUGACGGCAACUACUACGGGACGCCCAAGCCCCCAGCGGAGCCCAGCCCGGUGCACCCUGACCUGGUGGAUCAGGUGCUGUUUGAUGAGGAGUUUGAUACAGAGGUCCAGAGGAAACGCACCACCUCCGUCAGCAAGAUGGACAGGAAGGACAGCGCAGCCCCCGAGGAGGAGGACGAGGAGGAGAGAGAGCGGUCGCCCCUGGUCAACGGGCUCACAGAGCACAAGGACAAGGCUGGGCAGGAGUGGAGGAAGACGGUACCCAGCUAUAACCAGUCCAGUAGUGGGGCUAUGGACUUCAGGACUUGGAACACCUUACCACACGACGAGAGCCAGGAGCCCCUGCCCAAGACCUGGGAGAUGGCCUACACAGAGACGGGCAUGGUCUACUUCAUAGAUCACAACACCAAGACCACUACCUGGCUGGACCCCAGGCUGGCCAAGAAGGCCAAGCCCCCGGAGAAGUGUGAGGAUGGAGAGCUUCCGUAUGGCUGGGAGAAGAUUGAAGAUCCACAGUAUGGAACCUACUAUGUUGACCAUAUCAACCAGAAGACCCAGUUUGAGAACCCCGUCCUGGAAGCCAAGAGGAAACUGAGCCUGGACACCCCCUCCUCUGGCCAGCAGGGGGCUACCACACCCUCAGAUGAGCCUGUUGUGGGUGUGAGGGGUUUUGUGCGGGACCCAGCCCACCUCCAGGGCUCCAUCCUAAGGACAGCUCUAAGGAAGAGCCCCCAGGGGUUUGGCUUCACCAUCAUCGGGGGCGACCGCCAUGACGAGUUCCUCCAGGUGAAGAACGUGCUCCGAGACGGCCCUGCCGCGUACGACAACAAGAUGGCCUCCGGCGAUGUGAUCGUGGACAUCAAUGGCUUGUGUGUCCUGGGGAAGACCCAUGCCGAUGUGGUUCAGUUGUUUCAGUCUGUCCCAGUCAACCAGUACGUGGACAUGGUGCUGUGUCGGGGCUACCCCCUGCCUGAGGACACCGGUGGGAGUGACGAUGCCGCAGGGGAUGUAGCCACCGCCCUGCCCCUGGCCCCCGAGGCCAGCCCGUCACCUUCCACUUCCAACACCAAGGACAUCCACUACGGCACCAGCCCAGACGGCACCCUUCCUAGACAGACCACCGCCACUGCAGUACCAACCAUGACCAACGGGGGGCGCCACUAUCCUGAGGGUCCAGACCCCACUCUGCUGCAGCCGGAGCUGGUGGGUGUGCCCCUGGUGAAGGGGCCGGGAGGGUUCGGCUUUGCCAUCGCAGACUGCCCCCUGGGCCAGAAGGUGAAGAUGAUCCUGGAUGCCCAGUGGUGCCGUGGCCUGCUGAAGGGGGAUGUUAUCAAGGAGAUCAACCGUCAGAACGUCCAGACGCUGAGCCACGCCCAGGUGGUGGACAUCCUCAAAGACCUGCCGGUGGGCAGCGAGGUCCACGUCCUGGUACUCAGGGGAGGUCAGACAUCUCCUGUGAAGUCUCUAAAACCUUGCACUGCUCCCAUGUCGCAGCAGAGGCAGGAGAGGCAGGAGAAGGAGAUGUCCACCAGCACCGAGACCCUCAGCCCCGCAGACCCGGCCCUGACCCCGGCCCCCCAGCCCCUUCCCUUCCCCCCCAACACCAUGCGCUCAGCCUCCCCCAAACCCGACCCCUCACAACUCUACCUCAAGUCCAAGGCCCUGCUGGACAGCAAGCCCCCCAACACCAAGGACCUAGAUGUGUUCAUCAAGAGGAACCAGGAGUCGGGCUUUGGUUUCCGCGUUUUAGGAGGAGAGGGGCCAGAUCAGCCCGUGUACAUUGGUGCCAUCGUGCCCCUGGGAGCGGCAGAGAAGGACGGGCGUCUGCGGGCAGGUGAUGAGCUCAUGUGUAUCGACGGGGUGCCAGUAAAGGGCAGAUCUCACAAGCAGGUGCUGGAGCUGAUGACCAACGCUGCCCGCAACGGACAAGUCCUGCUGACAGUCCGCAGGAAACUCGCUCACACAGAGGAGGACGUUGGUGGUGGUCAGCAGAAGGUGGCUCCAGCCCUGGUUAACGGCUCUCCCAAGCUCCUCCGCAUCGAGGUCCCUACGGCCAGCUCCCCCCAACACCCAGAGUGCUACAACGUCACCCUGCAACGCAAAGACAACGAAGGCUUUGGCUUCGUAAUCCUGACCUCCAAGAACAAGCCGCCUCCCGGAGUUAUCCCUCACAAGAUCGGCCGCAUCAUCGAGGGCAGCCCCACGGACCGCAACGGUCAGCUGAAGGUGAGCGACCGUAUCUCAGCUGUCAACUCCCAGUCCAUCGUGGAACUGUCCCACAACGACAUCGUCCAGCUCAUCAAGGAGGCCGGCAACACUGUCACCCUCACUGUGGUGCCGGAGGAUGAGAAUAGUGGUCCUGCAUCUGAAACCAGUUCAGCCAAGCAGAGCCCUGCAACACAGCACAGAGCUGUGGGCCAGCAGCCUGCCAGCCACACUGACAGGAAUGAAGACCCUCUGGAGUUGAAGUCCGUCCCACCCAGCGAGCUGGGACAACUCAUCACCUCGGGCCCCAAGCAGGGCUGUUUCCACGUGGAGCUGGAGCGAGGCCAGCGGGGGUUUGGCUUCAGUCUGCGGGGAGGGAAGGAGUACAACAUGGGCCUGUUCAUACUGAGACUGGCGGAGGAGGGCCCUGCGCUGAAAGACGGCAGGAUCCACGUUGGAGAUCAGAUCGUGGAGAUCAAUGGCGAGCCCACCCAAGGCAUCACACACACCCGGGCCAUCGAGCUGAUCCAGGCUGGGGGCACUAAGGUUUUGCUGCUCCUCAGACCUGGCCUGGGCCGGGUCCCCGACCCCAGUAUGAAGGAGAAAGUGAACAUUUCACCCUCAAGCUUUCCAAGACUCUCUGCAUCCGGCCAGCAGUCAUCCCCUGCUUCUCCAUCCUCCAUCUCCUUGUCCACCUCCGAGCUGUCCCCGCCCUCGUCCGCCAACACCACUGCCCCCGAAGAGCCCUCUGUCUGGGACAUGUCCGCUGCUGCUGCCCCCUCCCCCUCCAGGCUGCUGGAGCCCAACAAGGCCAGAGGGCAGCAGCCUCGCCACCACAGGGGUCACACCAGUCCCAACACCCUCCCCAAGAAGAGUGACUCCAUGUCCCACAGCAACAAGCAUGCUAGCCCCAAGAGAGCCACGGAAGCCCGGGCUGAUACCAAAGAGCGCUCCCAGAGCCCCAGGAAGACAGACAGAGGUGACCGAAGCCAGGCAGGGACUGUUGAAAACAAGAACGAGUCUUUAGAGGGAGACGUAAGAAGGGAGAGGAAGGCCCACAGCCACGGCCAGAGAGAGCGCCGGGAGGGCAGAGAGGGACGCUCUUCCAGCCCCAGGAAGACCACCCCUAGGAGGGAUCCAGAGGCAGGAGUCUCCAGGCAGCCCUCAAGGGGCCAGGAUGAGGGUCAGAGGCGUUCUGGAGGGCAGCAGCAUCCUAGCUCCAACCCGGCCUCUGGAGAGGGCACGCAGGGGGGAGAGAGGAGGAGGGGUAAUCAGGAGGAGGACCCCACUCGCAGACAGGAGAGGGAGAGCGAAGGUUGGGGAACCAGCGAGAGCCGUAGGAAGGACAGGGGGGCGGCGCCUCAUAGAUCCCACUCCCAGACACAGAGGGAGAAGGCACGGCCAGACUCUGAGGGCGGAACCCUGCAUCGCAGAGAGGGGGGUCAGAGAGAGGGAAGAGAGAGCAAGCACAGAGAGGCGGCUGAGGAGGAGAAUCCGAGUGAUACCAGGGGUAGCACAAGUAGUGCUGCUAUCCAGGAGCACACAUAUAACGGGAACCCUAGCAGUAAGAAACCGGCCACCAUCACCCCGGGGCCGUGGAAGGUCCCCAGCUCAGCCAAGAUCAACCCUCAUGCGGAGGGUAACUGAUGCGUUGUCGACGGACUAACCCGUCCAUAACAGACUACAGUUCUGCUCACCUGCAUUGAUGAUAUUUAGAAUGGACCAAUGAGGAGUGCAGGGGAUCGAGGUUAUUUAGCAUCACUGUGUUACUCCUCAUCAUCACAUUGCCUCCUAUUGCAUAUCAAUGCUUCUUUUCACAGUUUGCCUCAGCCAACCUUCCAGGCUGUCUUAAUGUUCAAAGUGCAGUCAGUCUGUGGCUCUGCAGUGGUGGUGGGUGCCUGUCUGAUGUGAAGGACAGUGAAAUCCAAUCUGUUUUGUGCCAAUCAGAGACUCGGACAUGCUGGGAAGGGAGUUGGUUCAUGUCCUGUAUAAUCCUUUCUGUGAAACUCUUUUUGUCGGUAAUGAAAGGAGGCUUUGAUGAAGGAUGCUGCUUGUCACUCUGUAUGAAGGUUUGAAGGAUGGGCUCGUAUCCAGGCAAAAUCACUCAGCGUUUUGUGUUCCUGGUGGGAUUGAUCUACUGCUGUGUCCCUGAUGGGUGUAUAAAAGAGGUGGUGGUGAUUACUCCUCGAGUCACUGGGAGAUGAAGGGGGUUUGGGUUUUCAAUGAUUGUCUGUCCAUAUCCAGUCCAGUCAUGCUCUCUGUGUAGACUCUGAAUCGCUGUUAUCAGCUUUGCAGUAGAUUUUAGAUCACUACGACAACGCUUUAUAUGCAUCUAUCUGAUGACCAUACACUUGUGGUUAGGUAUAUUGUUUACUUACUGCUACACGUGUGUUCAUUUAUGAAGCAUAUAGUAAUUUAUUGAGAUUAACUAUGACAAAGUAUAUAUAUAUAUAUAUAUA